CCCCUCCUCCUCCUCCUCCCCCAUCCUCUCUCUUCUCGGCUGCCUCUGCCCCCCUUUUUUCUCCAGUGGAAGACAAACGCUUUUUAUUCUUUCUCUCCACGUUUCACCCCAACAUGAUUUGGUCCCACCAUCUUUUUAAAAAAUAUAUAAAUCAGCUCAUCACAUGUGUCACGUUGUUACACGUUCGCUGCCGCCUCUAAAUCAGUGUUGAUGCUGCUGCUCCUGCAGCCUCCUCUGAAAACUGCUCCUGCCUACAAAUUCACUGCUUUUGCCCCUUUUUCUCUUCAUUGUUUGCUCCAUCCAUUGCUCACCCUCCCUCUCUCAUUUUUUUUUUUGUUUCUCAGCAUCCCUCCCUGGGAACCCACCCACCCCUCUUUUCAGUAUUUCAUGUUCUCUGCAUCUCUUCCUCCUAAAAUUCAUCUCUUUGUGCCAAUUUGCCUCCAGUUUUAGGUCCAUCGUUCGCCUCUUAUUUUUUCUUUCAGCCAGGGGUUUCCCACUUUACAUCCAAGAUGUGACCGGACUUUUAAAAAGCCCUCCUCUUCAGUCCGUGCACCCACUGCAAGGACUUUUUUUUGUACUCUUUGCCUUGGUAAUCUGGACUGGGUUCAGGCUGCUGUUCUGAACAAGAAAUUAGAUUUUUGUUGGCGGGGUUGGUACCACAAGUCGAGCCUCUCUUGUUGGGGGGGUUGGUACCACAAGUCGAGCCUCUCUUGUUGGGGGGGUUGGUACCACAAGUCGAGCCUCUCUUGAGCUGACCGAGCGAAGGUGUCAGACCCGUCUAAUCCGCGGUAACAGAUUAAUUAUCUCGGAGCAAUAUCAUGUCACUGUGGUGAUGCGAAGUCAUUUGGGAGUUAAGCGACGAAGGGGCAACAAUGCAAUGUUAAAAAGUCCCUCAGGGGUGUCUCCUCAAUCUUAAUCCCUCCCUCCCCUCCCCUCUACUCGCCCCCCCCCCUCUCUUUCUCUCGCUCACUCGCUCGCCAAUUCGCGCUCGUUGAGAGCUCCUCUCCCAUCCAUCAACACAAGCACCUCUUCUCUGUCACCAGACAACCACACAAUUAUUGACCCUUUAAUAUUUCAGUAAACUGACGGAGUCGCUGGUAUCCCCUCACUCCUCCCUCUUCUGAUUGUGGCAACAUUUAUAUUUUUUAGGCAUGUCUCUGAGUGGGUUUUUUUUCAGGAUGAUGAAUUUUCAAGAGCAUCAAGCGCUAACGGCAGCCACCAUACCUCUCUGAGUGGGUAAAUAUUUCACGGGCACCAGCAGAGAGAAGAGACAUAAGGAGAGAGAAAAUCCCCCUCAUCAGUCGACAGAGGGUGGAGGAGGGGACAGCUGGCAGUAAAAUAAAAAACUAAUAAAUUUUAAAAAUGGCUGCCAUGACAACAGUGCCCAGCUACACUGCUUCGAUAUGGGUGAGGAUGUGUCACGCUCUGCCCCGGCUGGACUUCGGCAUGCAGAUGAGGGAUAACCUCUUCGUCCCGGACAGCUGGGAGUACCAGCAGACUUUGCUGGUUCUGUCCAGCCUGUCGGCCAUCGCUCUCGUCAUCUCCCUCUUGGUGGUUCUCUCCUUCCUCAUACACUACUGCUGCUGUCACCGUGGUGACCGGAGCGAGGGCUCUGAGGAGGAGGAAGAUGAAGACGGGAGCACGGGUCACGGUUACAGUGGGAAAAAGGGGAAGGGCAUCUGCUGCGUCACAUGGGUGGCGGUCGCUGCCGUAACGCUGUGCUGCGUUGCCAUAGGCAUCGGUUUCUAUGGCAACAGCGAGGCUAACGAUGGGAUGUAUCAGUUGACCUCGUCUCUUCUCACAGCCAAUUACACGCUAGCUUCCAUCGAUCUGCUGAUUUCAGACACGAUUUCCGGACUGCAGCUCUCCGUCUCCGGCCCUCUUGCCUCCAUGGAGGAGCUGUUCUCCGGCAGUAAACCCUUCUUGGUGUCGACGCGGAACUGCCGGAGGUUGUCGGAGAACGUGAUCAGCCUCCUGUCCUCCAUCUCCCUGGCUCGGCCCAGUGUGGAUGCGGGGCUGCUGGGGAACGACAGCGGAGUCAGCGGGGCGUCCAUCACGCCUCUAACGCCUGUCCCACCCUCCGUGGCUCCCACGGUGGUGCCCACCAGCAACUUACUGCCCAACCCCUUCUCCCCGGGCUGGGCGGCCAACACGCUUAUGGUCAACGAGGACUACAGAUGGCUGUCGUACGUCCUGCUGCUGCUGCUCGACCUCAUCGUGUGUCUCUUCAUCCUGCUGGGACUGGCCAAACAGGCCCGCUGGCUGCUCAUCCUGAUGACCGUGCUGGCAUGGCUGUUCCUCUUCCUGAGCUGGGGCUCCCUAGGUUUGGAAACGGCCACUGUGGUGGCUCUCAGCGACUUCUGCUCAGAUCCGAACUCUUUCGUCCUGAACUCCACCCAGUUCAACAUGGGGACCAGCUCAGAUGUGUUGGAUUAUUACCUGACCUGCAGCCGGCGCAUGAACAGUCCAUUCCAGCAGCUGCUGACCCAGUCUCAGAGGGCACUCUCAAACAUCCACUCCCACCUUUCCAGUCUGGACAGAAAUGCUCUCCCGCAGUUUCCCAAAGCUGAGAAAUCUCUCAGGGAGGUCCAGCAGAUCCUCAACUCCACGGAGGGAAACUUCCAUCAGCUGGUGGCGCUGCUCAACUGUCGCGGCCUCAACAAGGACUACAUCGACUCCCUGAAAGGCCUGUGUUACGACGGGAUGGAGGGGCUGCUCUACCUUUCCCUUUACUCCUUCCUGUCGGCAUUGGCCUUCACCGCCAUCCUCUGCGCUCUGCCCGGAGCCUGGAGGAGCUUCCCCAGUGAAUCAGAGGAGUACGACGACUCGGACAGCGAGAGUGAGGACCCCUUCACCUCCCAUCAGGCACGUAGACAGGCGUCCUCGGGGUCUCAGCGAGGGGCCGUGACCCCCUUCUAUAAUUACCCGGGGGCCGGGUGGACACCCCCCUUUUCUAGCGCGCCGCCCCUCCCGACUCCAAACGUUUCCUCCAAUGGCAACCCUGGCUAUGAGAGCCUACCCCUGACUGACAGGCAGUCCCCACCCCCCUCUUACUCUCCCAGCAUGCUGACUGGUUAUGGGGGAAAUCAAUCACACCCUAACCCACCCCAUUCGAGGAACCUGUAUUCACGUUAAAAAAAAAGGUUAGAAAAUGUAUAGAAAAAAAGGUUUAGUUUUCAUAUGAAUGGACACUUUAAUGAAAUGGGGAAAAAAGAUACUAAUCUAAAUAAAAUGAAUGCUAGAUGUAAAUUUAAAGUGUGUAACGUCAGUACCACCGAAAAUUAUUAAUAAAAGCACUUAAAAGAAACAGUUCUGAAAGGACUGCUGAUGGUACCAGCUGGCAUAGUGCUGGUUUUGUGCAAAGCUAUAAAUCAAGACCACUUGGUCUCGUUUUCUUUUCUUUGUGUGUCGAAACUGUGUGUAAACUGUGAACAGUGACAAGGCGAGUCAGAAUGGUAUUGAUGCUACUGCGUUGUAGUUUUAUAUUCUUACAUGUAUCUGUAUCACCAAGUUAUUUUCAUGUUUUUAUAUGAAUAUUGUGAAGAAAAACUCUGGCACGUAGCAAAACACAUUUUGUUUUCUGUGAAUGGUCAUGCAGUUCCUUCACUUGGUAUAUUUUUUUUAUUAUUACUUUUUAUAGGUGGCAGUUCUGUAUUUCUCUUGUACUACCUUACAGUGGUACUCUGUAUAUUUCACUGUCUACAGCAAUCUUGAACCAUCUUUCUUAAAACAGUAGUUCAGAUAUUUGGAAGUGGGGUUCUGUGGAACAGUUUUUUAAAAAUGACCUUACUGCUGUACAUAGCUAUUUAAACAGGUACACUGUCUGGAGAAAUAAAACUAAUAGCUUGAUGAGCUACCAGCCAGCCUAAUGAGUUCACUGCUAAUUUAACAAGCCAACGGCUAGUCCACUGAGCUAACGGCUAGUUUAACAAGUUAACGGCUAGCUCAACAAGCUAAUGGCUAGCUCAAUAAGUUGCUAAUGACUAGUUUGACAAGCUAAGGGCUAGUCCAACGUAAUAAUGGCUUCCCCAACAAGCUGCUGGCCAUCCUAAUCAGACAACUGCUAGUCUGACAAGCUAAUGCUGUUACAGUUGUCCUCGGAGGUUGUGGUUUUGGACUCCCGAGUUGUAAUUUUCAAGUUUUGAGUUUCUUUUCGAGUCGAGAGGUUGGCACAAAAGGACCUCAGCAGCCUGAGCGUCAUCAUUUCAACAUGGCUGCACCUUGCAUCAACAGAGACUGCUUGUCCAAUAAGCCAAUGGAUAGUUUCACAAGCUAACAACUAGCCAAAUGAGCUAAUGGCUGGCUCAAUAAGUAGACUGCUACUCUGACAAGCUCAUGGCUAGCCCAGCUAAGCUAAUGGCUAGUUCAAAGAGCUAACAGCUAAGUUAGCUCAAGCUUGCCCAGUAAGAUAAAUGCUAGUCCAACGAGCUAAUGCCUGGCUUUGCGAAAUGACUGCUAGUCAGAAGAGCUAAUGACUUGUUCGAUGAUUUAAUGGCUGGCCAAAUUAAACAACUGCUAUUUAGAAGAGCUAAUGGCUAGUUUGACAAGCUAACAGCUGGUCUGAUGCGCUAACUGCUAGCCAAAUAAGCUAAUGGCUGGGUUGAGUGAACUUCUUGUCUGACAAGCUAAAUGCUAGUCCAAGGCAUUAGCUCAUAGUUCUAGUAAGAAUUAAACGUUUUCUCUAAACUGAUGUCCUUCAAAGAUUUAUUUGCAUCAAGCUAGUUUUAACUGUUCAUAACUUUUCUACACAGCCCCACUGUUAAAGAUCUGAACUAUUCCUCUUUAGAAAAUAUAUUUUAAAAAAUUUCAGGGCUUCUAAAACCCUUUUAAAAAUGGAGAACCAUGUGAGUCUUGAGAGUAGACGACUACAAAUCCCAUGCAACAACAGCAGGUACAUAGCAAUAUGAUUCUUGCUACUGGUGCUGCAGUAGCUCUACCGUAACGAGCAAUAAUAACUAUGUAUAGCAUUGGGUUUCUGAGAUUUCUCCAAGAUGUUUUGUGUAUAUAUGAUACAGUUUGAGAUUUCAUUGAACCCCACUCCUCCCCUUCCUUUACCAAAUGUUAAUCCUUGAAUUGAGUUUGUAUGGUUAUCAAUGCUCCUUUUGAAUGGCAUCCUUUUACACUCAAGAGUCUAAUAUAAAUAAAAAUAACUUCAAUAACCUGACAA
Austrofundulus limnaeus is the source of this 5167-nucleotide messenger RNA. It is a transcript of the gene ttyh1, whose product is annotated as tweety family member 1. The transcript has 15 exons. The record is from RefSeq and is a predicted model, not a curated record. Lineage: Eukaryota; Metazoa; Chordata; Actinopteri; Cyprinodontiformes; Rivulidae. Gene Ontology annotation, cellular component: smooth endoplasmic reticulum membrane; plasma membrane. Bases 1363 to 3135 code for a protein of 590 amino acids. Gene Ontology annotation, molecular function: intracellularly calcium-gated chloride channel activity; volume-sensitive chloride channel activity.